AAAAGGUAAAAAUUGAAUAGAUAUAAUAAUGGAAUAAAAGUGAAUAUGGAAGCAGAAUUGACUUCCACAUAUAUGUUAUAAAUGCUUGUUUUGUAAUAAUAAUUAUACGUGUAUUAUGUUUAUAUCACGUUUAUAAGGACUUGGAUAUUCAUAGAUUAUAUAUAUAUAUAUAUAUAUGUUUGGUUAAAAAUUAAGAAUGAGUAGCAAAGAAAGUAAUGAAAGCAAGUGCGAGAGAAGCUCGAGAAGUAGUAAACGUAGACACAGAAUGAAGGAACAAGAGCAAACUAUUAACAGCGAUGGAUCUGAUAAUAAGUUAAAGAGAAGAAGCGCGUGCAGUAAAGAUAAAAGGAAAAAGUCAAGACGCAGAAGUAGCUCGAGUAGUUCUAGUUCUUCCAGUACUUCCAGUCACGAUGCUAAAUUGCAAAAGAUGAAGAAAAAAAAUAAAGAUUGUGAUGAGCGCACAUUUAAAGAGUAUAAAAAUGGAAUUGCUGUACCGCAAAGAAUGGACAGGUCUAUAAACAACUAUAAAAGUUUAAGGAAUUACAAUAUGUUCUCACAUAAUUUCAGAGAACGCGGUGGUAAUACAGGUACGAGAGGAUCAUAUAAAUAUGGAAGAUUUUAUAAUAGAAAUAGAAGAAUACCGUAUAACAAUUAUCAAUACUAUAGGCGUAAUAAUGAGGGAAGGAGUUAUUAUACGCAUUACAAUAAUAGAGUACCUAAUUACAAUAGAUCAUCGCGAAAUAAUCAGGAUUUAAAUAUUGAUUAUCACAGAAAUUCAAACAAGGAUGCAUCUAAUCAAUUUGUGGGAGAAAGUAAUUCUAGAGACAGCAAUUCCAAACAAGAUAAAUGUUCAUUGAAAAUAGACAAAAUACAUAAUAUCAAAACCAAUGUUGUAGAUCCUUCGCAUACAAAGAUUAGAGAAAAGAGAAAAGCUGAUUGUUUGGAGAGAAAGUCUGAUCAUCGUACUCAAAAAAAGAGGAAAAGAAGAUCUUCCUCCUCUUCUUCCAGUUCAUCCAGUACAAGUAGUACUAGCAGUGUUAGUAGCAGUACCAGCAGUACCAGCAGUACUACCAGUAGUAGUAGCACCAGUAGUUCUAAUAGUACCAGCAGUUCUUCUGAUUCUUCUGAAGAUGAAAGAAAACGUCAAAAGCUGAAAAAAAAAGCUAAAAGAGUGAAAAAAAAUGUGAAAAAGCAUAGGAAGAAGAGAAAGUUAAAGAAAAAUUCGAAGAAGAAGUUGAAAAAAUCCUUGGCUACUGAAAGUAAAAAACGUACUUCUGAAAAAACUAAAGAUACUCUUACGGAAAUGCCACCACCUGAAAUAUCAGAGAAAGCCAAACUAAUGGCUCCUAUUACAAAAGAAGAAUGGGAAAAAAAACAAAAUUUGAUACGCAGGGUAUACGAUGAGGAAACAGGAAGAUAUAGAUUAAUUAAAGGAGAAGGUGAAAUAAUAGAAGAAAUUGUUAGCCGAGAACGUCAUAAGGAAAUAAACAGACAAGCUACCAAAGGAGACGGAGAUUACUUUCAAGCGCGAUUAAAAGGAAACAUUUUGUGAAUUAUUUUUAUAUAUAUAUAAAAGUUAUGCUUUUUAAAUAAUUAUUAAGUUAUUGUGAACGUCAGUAUCCUGUAUUAUUAUUAAAUCUCUAUUAUUAUAUCUAUUUUGUAAUGUUUCAACAAAAUAGCUUACAAUCUAAGAUACUUUAACACGUGUUUAGACAAAUCUUGUAGAUGAUAAUAAAAUUAUGAAAUAAUAUCUUGUCUGAACUAUACUUUAAUAAAGGAAAACUUAUGUUAUUAAAUAUUGAAAAUAUUAAGAAUGCUUUUUUUUUUUUUCAUUCAGUUACUAAUAACAUUACAACACAAUAACAACAACAGCUAUUUGCCAUAUAUGCAUAUUCUUUAAUUUUUUCU
Molecule: messenger RNA, 1908 nt
Organism: Polistes dominula (European paper wasp)
Lineage: Eukaryota; Metazoa; Arthropoda; Insecta; Hymenoptera; Vespidae
Product: ADP-ribosylation factor-like protein 6-interacting protein 4
Source: RefSeq, a predicted model, not a curated record